GGCGGUCUUGGCGGCGCGUUUCGACGACAUCUUGCAGGAUGCCCGAAGGACUCACCUGGAGGAGGAGUGCUGCAACGGCAGCGACGAGAAGCCCCACAGCAGGCGCGAGUUCGACGCCGACGCGAGCCUGGGGGCAUGGGAGGCGGCCAAGAAAUCUGACUAUCCCGAGAGGAGGUUCGAGGAGUACUUCGAUCGGGACCUGAACGCCGCCGUAGUCGGGGCCGUCGCGCCGCUGGAGUUCCUCGCCACGUCGGCUGGCGCCAUUGCCUUCACGAAAGCAGUGGGCAAGAAAGGGAGCGAGAGCGCUGGGGCCCUCGAGGCGACGGAGCGGGCCAUCGCAGAGCAGCUGACCGCAGGGGGUAUCAGCCAGACGCUGGCCAAGAUCAUCGCUGCCCGUCGCGUGAAGGUCGUAGAGAGCCAGGCAGUGACAGGCGAGGCCCCCAACGAGAAGAUGAUAGAUGGGGCCGGCGGGCCCCCCCCGCACAUGCCGAACGUCGCGGAGGGGCGCGUGCCCGAGGACCAGCGGGAGAGCGACGCCUUGCCCGAAUCUCUGGCGGCGCCCGUCGACCAGCACCACCAGCAGGAUGUCCCCAAGGAGGAGCAGGAGUCGUUCGACCUGAUGCGGUACGGGGACGCCGCGAGCCUCUUCGACGCGCUCGCGUUCACCGUGGAAGGCCUCCACCCCGUGCGCUUGGUCCGCAUGUCGUGGCUCCUGCAGCAGCGCGGCACGGUCCUGAAGAGGUGCCAGGAGCUGCCGGACGAAGCUUUCGUGUCCGCGGACGAGCUGCGGGCCGUCUGGGAGACUGGCGGUUUGGUGAUUGACACCCUGGAGCAGGAGCGCCACAAGUACUCCACAGCCUGUUAUUCCUUCGAGGGGUUCAGCGAAAUGGGAGUCUUCUGGGAUUGGCCCUCGCUGCUGCAGGGCGACACCGUCAAGUCUGAGGACGCGAAGGCUGCCGCCCUGCGGGAGGGCAAGAGCGAAAAGGACGCGCAGGAGAUGGCGGACAAGGCGAAGCGGACCCCCGCCGAGAGAGCCGCCUUCACGCACGGGCUGGAGGAGAUGAUGGAUCUCUGGUACGCCCACGAGGCCACCACCGUCCUCCUGCUCACCCAGCACCCCCGCGAGCGGGGAAGCACGCGCGAGUGCGGCUACGACCAGUCUGGCUGGACGACGUACGAGCGCUGCUCCACGGAGCAAACAAAGCGGGUGCGGCGUUGGGGGGCGAAAUGGGACGCCGUGGCCGGCCUGGGGCGAGGGGCGGGGGCGGCGACGGCCGGGAGGGGGCGGCCGGUGGGCCCGGACGAGUUCGACCAGCUCAUCGAGGACAGGUCUUUCACCAACGGCGCGGACCAGGAGGCGGUGCAGGCGCUCUUCCGCCGGAUGAGCCGCGCGCAGCUGGGCGGCGUGACGACGCUAGACUUCAAGGGGAUGCCUCCCCCGACCCCCGAGCAAGCCGCGGGGCUCGCUGGCUGCCUGCGGCUGCGCACCCGCCUGGAGACGCUGGACCUGCGUAGCUGCGAGUUCGGUCCCGCGGGCGCGCGGGCACUGGCGGGGGCGCUGCCCUCCCUGCCAGGCCUGAAGAAUCUGUACCUGCAGGCGAGUAGCGUCAGCGACGAGGGUGCGCAGGCCCUGGCGGAGGCGCUGCCCUCCAUGAAAGGCGCGAAGGCCCUGGCGGGGGCGCUGCCCUCCAUGAUUGGCCUGACGACGGUAAACCUAGACAGAAACAGCACCAGCGACGAGGGCGCGCAGGCCCUGGCGGGGGCGCUGUCCUCCAUGACCGGCCUUAUGGAGCUGCUCCUGAACUGCAACAGCAUCGGCGACGAGGGCGCGAAGGCCCUGGCGGGGGCGCUGCCCUCCAUGAUGGGUCUGACGACGCUGAACCUGGACAGAAACAGCAUCGGCGACAAGGGCGUGCAGGCCAUGGCGGGGGCACUGCCCUCCCUGCCAGGAUUGAAAAAUCUGGUCCUGCACACGAGCAGCAUCGGCGACAAGGGCGUGCAGGCCAUGGCGGGGGCACUGCCCUCCCUGCCAGGCCUGAAGAAUCUGUACCUGCAGGCGAAUAGCGUCAGCGACGAGGGUGCGAAGGGCGCGAAGGCCCUGGCCGGGGCGCUGCCCUCCAUGACUGGCCUGGCGACGGUAAACCUAGACAGCAUCGGCGACGAGGGCGCGAAGGCCCUGGCGGGGGCGCUGCCCUCCAUGACGGGUCUGACGACGCUGAACCUGGACAGAAACAGCAUCGGCGACAAGGGCGUGCAGGCCAUGGCGGGGGCACUGCCCUCCCUGCCAGGAUUGAAGAAUCUGGUCCUGCACGCGAACAGCAUCGGCGACGAGGGCGCGCAGGCCCUGGCCGGGGCGCUGCCCUCCAUGACCGGCCUGAUGACGCUGCACGUGGACAGAAAUAGCGUCGUUGACGUGUGUGCGCAGGCCUUGGCCUGGGCGCUGCCCUCCAAGAUCUGUUUGAUUUUGCUGAGCCUCAACGGCAACAGCGUCGGCGACGAGGGCGCGAAGGCACUGGCGUGGGCACUGCCCUCCAUGAGUGGCAUGAAGGAGCUGCUCGUGAACGGCGACAGCAUCGGCGACGAGGGCGCGAGGCACUGGCGGGAGCGCUGCCUUCCAUGA
Molecule: messenger RNA, 2620 nt
Organism: Prorocentrum cordatum
Lineage: Eukaryota; Dinophyceae; Prorocentrales; Prorocentraceae
Source: the annotation of a GenBank genome assembly